AUGCAUCUCGCCGGGCGCUCAACUAGGGAGGAUGAGGAGGCCCUUCUCCCUCAAAUACCAGUGGACGAAGUGGAUCCUCACACGAGGCGACCGUCGCCGUCCAGAUGGAGAAAGAGUCUUCGCUCGGUUUCGCUCCGAGUGAUCUUCUGGCAAUGCCUUGCCUUCAUGAGGCCGAGUUUCUUAGCAAAGUGGUCGCCGGCCGAAGAGUCGGAGAAGUUGAACGCGGCGUCGUCGAGAAAGCCGCACUCGACGGAAUAUCUUGACGGCGUCCGCGGCGUCGCCUCCCUGAUAGUUUUCAUCUUACACUGGACUCACAUCCCGUACCCAUCCAUCAAUUCGGGAUGGGGAUACAAGGACAACACGUCUUUCUGGCUGCUGCCGUUCGUCCGGAUCAUAUACUCUGGCGCUGCCAUGGUAUCCGUAUUCUUCGUCGUCUCCGGCUUCGUGCUUUCCCACCGGUUCAUCCAACGGAUGCACCGCCAAGAAUACACAGAGCUGUUCUCCGGGCUGGCGUCGCUGACCUUUCGCCGGGCCUUCCGCUUAUUCCUCCCGGCCUUCGCCUCUAGCACGAUGGCCUUCGUCUGUGCUUACCUUGGCAUAAUAGACAUCCCGAAGAAGGUGGAUGGGAAACCGUUCGAGCACGGCCUAACGUCGUAUCUCGAAUACCUCGACAUAGAGUCGAACCCGUGGGAAUGGACGCCGGACUUUUCCGGAUUCUAUAAUCCUCAACUAUGGUCCAUCGCCGUCGAGUUCCGGGGAUCUAUGGUCGUCUUCCUACUCAUUAUCGGGUUAGCCAAGACCCGAACUGCCGUUCGACUAAUCGUCGAAGGCCUGCUCAUGAUCCAUUGUUUUGGACAUAAGCGCUGGGACCUUGCCCUGUUCAUCUCGGGCAUGUCCCUAGCAGAGAUCGAAGUAGUAUGGAAAAAACCCAAAAACCCAUCAGCGAGAAAAGUUGUAAAUGCGCUGCUCAUACUAAGUAUGAUACUCGGCCUCUUCCUCUGCGGCUACCCUCGAGACCACAACACCCAAACUCCCGGAUACAUGUGGUCCAAAUAUGUUUGGCCCUUCAGCGCGUACCGUCGGCGGUACUGGCUGGCCAUCGGAGCCAUGCUCCUCGUUGGCCCCAUGGCCUUUCUGCCAUCGGUCCAAUCGAUUUUCCUGACUCGACCGGCUAGAUAUCUCGGGCGGAUAAGCUUCGCGCUGUAUCUCGUCCACGGGCUUGGUAACCGCACAAUCGGAAAGUGGCUCCUUGAGGCCUGCUGGGCGUAUAUUGGCAAGGAAGGGCUUUGGCCUUACGGAGUAAGCUUUACUGUCUCUACGUUGUUGUAUUUCCCUCUCGUGAUAUGGGCCUCUGAUGUGUUCUGGAGGGGAAUCGAUGUGCCCUCAACAAAUUUUGCAAGAUGGAUGGAGAAGAAAUGUGCUGCACCACAGAUUGUGAGGUGA
This is a messenger RNA of Daldinia caldariorum, 1443 nucleotides long. Its product is annotated as acyltransferase family-domain-containing protein. Gene Ontology annotation, cellular component: membrane. Lineage: Eukaryota; Fungi; Ascomycota; Sordariomycetes; Xylariales; Hypoxylaceae. Gene Ontology annotation, biological process: polysaccharide biosynthetic process. The transcript has a single exon. The record is from RefSeq and is a predicted model, not a curated record. Bases 1 to 1443 code for a protein of 480 amino acids. Gene Ontology annotation, molecular function: acyltransferase activity, transferring groups other than amino-acyl groups.